AUGCCCACGUCCACAUCCACGCAUGCCCCCGCGCCGUCCUCGUCCGCUGAGCACCGCUAUCACGCAAACGGAAGGGCGGCCGUGGUGGCAUCUCGCGACAGGGCCUCGGGGACACCUCGCAAAGAAAAACAAACCCACAGGGAAACCUCGGCCGUGCAGGAUCCUGGCCUCAAAGAUUACCGUCUGGGAGAAUGCUUGGGCAAGGGCGCCUUCGGAUCUGUCUACAAGGCCUUCAACUGGGGUACCGGCGAGGCAGUCGCUGUCAAGCAGAUCAAGCUAGUGAAUCUGCCCAAGAGCGAGUUGCGAAUGAUCGAGUCCGAAAUCGACCUCCUCAAGAACCUUCAUCACGACAACAUUGUGAAGUAUCUCGGUUUCGUGAAAUCAGCCGAUUGUCUCAAUAUUGUCCUCGAAUACUGCGAGAAUGGCUCCCUUCACUCCAUAUGCAAGGCGUAUGGGAAGUUUCCCGAGAAUCUCGUCGGCGUCUAUAUGACCCAGGUUUUGCAGGGUCUGCAAUAUCUCCACGAUCAAGGUGUCAUCCAUAGGGAUAUCAAGGGGGCCAACAUUUUGACCACCAAGGACGGCACGGUCAAGCUGGCUGACUUUGGCGUCUCGACGAGCACACUGGCUGGCGGUCAAGACAAGGAGGCCCAGGUUGUAGGAACCCCCUAUUGGAUGGCCCCUGAGAUCAUCCAGCUUUCUGGCGCCAGUCCGGCAUCCGACAUCUGGAGUGUGGGCUGUACGGUCAUCGAGUUACUGCAGGGGAAGCCCCCUUACCACAACCUGGCUGCUAUGCCGGCCCUGUUUGCCAUUGUCAACGACGACCAUCCCCCACUACCCGAAGGGAUAUCCCCUGCUGCCCGAGAUUUUUUGAUCCAAUGUUUCCAAAAAGACCCCAACCUGAGAGUGACGGCCCGAAAGCUGCUGAAACAUGCCUGGAUUGCUGGAUGCCGGCGGAGCGAUGCACCCGUCUCCAAAGCGCCGUCCAACUUUAACCAAGCCGUCGAGGAGGUGAAGCAGUGGAACAAAGCCCUGAAGUCGUCCGAGACCUCUCUCCGUGCCUCCAGCGGCUCUGAAGGUGGUGGGAUGUUUGGCCAUGGAGGCCACCCAAGUUCCAGACUUCACGGGCCUGAACCUCACAAGCCGAACCUCGUCGCUUCUGCAAAGGGACCGCUGUCUUUGGCCAAACCGAGGCCUAAUGCCGAUGCAUUCCGGUCCCCUGAACUGGCUGAUGACGACAACUGGGACAACGACUUUGCAACUGCAAUCUCUCCCGGCGCCCUCCAGCUACCUCACCUCAAACCUCAGGAUAAUUUCGGGGGCAUGCUCUCUUCAGACAGACUCAAGGCAUUCGCUUCCACCAUGGACCAUCGUAGUCAUUCUGUCAGCUACGAUGAGGACUUUGAGGGCGAACUCAUGACCAUCAAAGGUCCAAGCCAAGGCAUCUUCCAUGACCUUGACUCCCAGGAGAAGACCAUCCGCCCGUUCCGCCGAAAUAAGAGCGAAAAUUUCCCGGAGCCCUCAAAACCACAAUCACCGGCUAAGUCAAGCCCCCGAAAACCAAGCCAUUCUCAUAAACCUUCCCACUCCAGAUCUCCCACCAAACCGCAACUGGGAAGCAGCAGGUUCGAGCUGCCGCCACGGCCUGAUCUGGCAUAUCGCGAACAGUCCGUCGAAGACUAUUCGGAUCUAUUCUUUGAGAACGACAAUGUGUUCAACCAACGGGUUGGCUCUCUUUCAAAAAAGGCCGAUGCUCCACAGCUUUUCCAUCCCUCAGACCUAACAACCCUCCCCCCUUCCACGGAUCCGCCUACGGGAGGCAGCACGAGACGAAAGGCUGCGUCAAGGCCAUCCGUUCUUCCAGACAGAUCCAUGCACAGGGCAAGAUCCUCCAUCGAGAUCCAAAAGUUCGCCGAAGACGAAGAGGAGGAUUUCUCUGAUAUUUUCGGACCCGAAGAGCAAUCGACGGAAAGGGAUGAGAGUGACCGUGGGUCAGAAGACGGUGGUCUUAUGCUGCACUCCAGACUCUCUAACAAUUCUUGGCUCGGAGACGACGAUGACGAGGAUGACCCUUUCGCUCUUAUGGACCCUGGCUGGGACGAGAUGGACUUGGAAGCCAACAUUGCCCGGGAUCGACAUGCUCGGCGUGCCGAGAAGGUUGAGGAACUUGUGCGCUCUCUGAAGACGACGGAGGGCGAGGAAAAGCUCUCGAUUUUAUCCGAGGACCUGCUUGCUCUUCUUUGGGAGAAUACCGAGGUAAAGGAUCUCGUCAUCAGCGCCCAUGGUUUGCUGCCCAUCCUGGAGAUCCUCGAGCCCUGUACGGUGAAGAGCAGACAGCACAUGAUCCUGCAACUUCUCAAGGUGGUUAAUACGAUUAUCCUUGACGACGUCGAGAUCCAGGAGAACCUGUGCUUUGUGGGCGGCAUCCCCAUCAUUACAAAGUUUGCCGCCAGGCAGUAUUCCAAUGAAAUUCGGCUCGAGGCGGCGGCGUUUGUGCGCCAGAUGUAUCAGACCUCGACGCUCACGCUGCAGAUGUUUGUGAGCGCUGGCGGUCUUAAUGUUCUAGUAGAAUUUCUGGACGAGGACUUCGACGAUGCCAGAGACCUAGUCCUGAUUGGAGUCAACGGUAUUUGGAACGUGUUCGAGCUUCAGGGUCCCACGCCUAAGAAUGACUUUUGCCGCAUCUUCUCGAGAAGCAAGAUCCUCUAUCCCCUCGCCUUGGUGCUGCACAGGGUGCUAGACGAGGAAGGAGAGGAUGAGUUGUCUGAGCUCAUCGAAGCCCGCAUCGUCAAUAUCUUUUACCUCUUCUCCCAGGCGGAGAACUACGUCAAGGAAGUCGUCGCGGACCGUCAGGUCCUAAAGAGCGUCCUUAAGGAUUUAAGGCGGAUGACACCCGUCCACCAGAUCACGAUGCUCAAGUUCAUCAAGAACCUGUCCAUGCUGUCGACCACCCUUGAGUCGCUACACUCUGCGGAUGCCAUUGAGCUCUUGAUUGACCUGUUGAGUUACAGCAUGAGAAAGGGUCACAAACACUUUCGGGAGAUCUCGAAUCAAGUCUUGAACACCAUGUUCAAUCUUUGCCGCCUCAGCAAGGAACGGCAAGAGGACGCGGCUGUGGGAGGAAUCAUCCCGUUACUCAUGCGGAUUAUGCAGACGGACAGGCCGCCGAAAGAGUUCGCCCUUCCCAUAUUGUGUGAUAUGGCUCACUCUGGAAGCAAAGGCCGCCGCUAUCUGUGGCAGAACAAGGGCUUGGACUUUUACAUUUCGCUCUUGCCUGACCAAUACUGGCAGGUCACUGCGCUCGACGCCAUCCUCGUAUGGCUCCAGGAGGAAACUGCCAAGGUCGAAAGACAUCUUCUCGAGGGGAAAUUCGCCGACGCCAUUGCGGCGUGCUUCAGUACGAACCGGAUUAACUCGUUCGACUCCAAUCUCCUGGAGCCUCUCCUCAAGCUGCUGAGGCUAAGCCCGUCCAUCUCGGGAUCCCUGGCUCGACCUGAGAUGUUCGCGGGCAUCGCUCUGAGGCUCGGUCACAAGAAGGCAGUGGUGAGGCUCAAUCUCCUACGCCUGGUGCGCAACAUCAUGGACGCAUGUGAGCUCGAAACCGUGGAUACAGGCAAGGGCAGCAGCGCCUUGAACAGCAAGCAGGUGCAUGCUCUCAUGGCAGCCAUCAAAACCCUGGCCGAGACGGACUCGGCAGUGCUUGUCCGGAACCUGGCGUCCGAGCUGGUGAAGUCGCAUAUCGACGACGAUGCCUUCGAGGGUAUACCUUCCGAGCGUAAAGGGUCUGGCAGUAGCGUGUCAUCGUCUCGGCGCUCGGGAUCGGGGCCACGACGCAACUCCUCCUUCACGCCUCCUGGUCUUCGCGCGGCGGCAUCCAUGCCCCCGACACCUACGCACGCUGGCGCGCCGCGUUCUCGGGCGUCUCUCCAUCCCGGGAUGCUCAGUGGUGCCUACAUCGAGGUGGCAUCCAGCCCGCGUCGCAAUCCGAUGACGGGCUCGAAUGACCGGGAACCGCUGGUAUACCGGCCGCGGAGCAGGGAAGGUCCGACAGCCAUCCCCCGACGGGUCAGCGGCGACUCCUCUUCCGCAGUGGGCAUGCCCAAUGGUUCCAGGAGCCGGCUCCCUAGAACCUCGACAAACCCCAGCCGGUCCGGGGGCGUCUCGGCGCAGCCUCCCAUGGUUCGAGCGGAUAGUGCACCGUCGGGCAAGGAGAACUACGGCAGAAACCCCUCUUCGACCGCUUCUCAGCCAGUGUCUUCGUCUUCGGUGACAACCAGUGUUCUGGCCGGAAGGAGGCGGAGCAGGGCGCCUAGCAACGACGUACAGUGGAAUUGA
Molecule: messenger RNA, 4332 nt
Organism: Sodiomyces alkalinus F11
Lineage: Eukaryota; Fungi; Ascomycota; Sordariomycetes; Glomerellales; Plectosphaerellaceae
Product: cell division control protein
Exons: 12
Coding region: 1-4332 (1443 amino acids)
Biological process (GO): protein phosphorylation
Cellular component (GO): cytoplasm
Molecular function (GO): protein serine/threonine kinase activity; ATP binding
Source: RefSeq, a predicted model, not a curated record